Messenger RNA from Drosophila albomicans, 11456 nucleotides. RefSeq names its product laminin subunit alpha-1 (gene wb). Lineage: Eukaryota; Metazoa; Arthropoda; Insecta; Diptera; Drosophilidae. Gene Ontology annotation, biological process: axon guidance. The record is from RefSeq and is a predicted model, not a curated record. Gene Ontology annotation, cellular component: basement membrane.
GGACGUAGAUCUCGCUCAAAGGCCGAAGCGAAGAGAUCGUCGAGUGUUCGUUCGUUCGUUCGUUUUGUGAUCGGUUCGUCUCGGUUAAAGAAAACAUCUCGUUCUUGUUGUUGAUACUGUGGUGCGUGUUUAUGUUCUUCUUAUGGUUUUUUGUUCUAUUCUCUGAUAAAUAAGCGUGUCAUAAAAAUUAGCUCUUGCAGUGAUAAUGCAGUGCCAAUAAAUAAAUGCGAAAUUGCUUUAUGCAACGCCACAGAUCGUCUUUAUAUACAUAUGUAUGUACAUCUGUCUGUCUAUAUGUAUUGAUAUCAUUAUUUUUUGCUUCUUUUGCGUCGAGGAUAUACGAAAAUAGCCAGAGAAAAAAAAUUUGUCGCUGUCGCCGUGCAGGGAAGUGCGAAAUGUGCGUGAAACGAAAAUAAAAUUAAAUAGCGCAAAAAUUGCAGCAAAUAAAAAAAGAGGCGAAAAUAAAAGAUUGAAAUGUUUUUAAAUACAUAUAGAAAGUUGAGUUUGCAAUAGAAUUUGCAUACCAAGUCAAAUAGAGUGCCAAAGGAAAUGUGUAAAGAAAUAAAAUAAAAUACAAAAUCAGACAAACGUCGCGUCAUCGUCUGACAAGCGGAAAUUGUGAAGAAAAUACAAAAAAAAGAGAAUUACAGAAAUAAAAAGCAUUAAAAUUAUGAAUGAAAAUUCUUGGAAGUGGGCUAUGUGAGUGCGCGAUCAUUUUGAUAUAAAAGCUAUAAAAAAAAUCUUAACGUAUACAAAGUUGAAGAAAUAAUUAAAGUUCCCAAGUUCAAAGUCAAGUCGUUAAAAUGCGCAUUUGAGUUGAGUUACAGCAUUUGUUGUUUUGUGUCACAAUGAAAACCAGAAAGUUCUACAAUUGCCUUUUCUGCUGCCUUUUGCUGAUCCUGUUGAUGGUCAUCGAUGGCCACUGCAGACGUCAGGGACGUCAGGGCAAGACCAAGGCACAGACGAAGCGUCUUCAGAUCUUCUCACCUGCACAACUGCUCAAGGAAUACAAUUCCAGCGAUAGCUAUGCAGCCUCCUCCACAAUGGAUGUGCUCGAUGAGAACAUUAUGUCCUGGACAGGAGUUAGGAUAAAGGAACAGAAACCGACGACGACGACGGCGAAAUUACAAAAUCCGCGCCGUCGCAAAACCAAAAGUGGCCUCCUCAUCGAAAGUAACAUUGCCGAGGAGCAAAUGACAACAACUUCCGCAGAGUUUGGCUCCAGAUCUGGCAAGAAAUCCGCACAGCAGCGACGUCGCAAUGGACGCCUCCAAAGACCGAACAGCAAAUCGAAUGCGAAUGCUGUGCGUGAUCUGAACAGCCAACAGGCGGAUGAUGUUAGUGCUGGAAGCCCAAGUGGUCUUUAUCCGCCCGUUUUCAAUGUCGCUCCACGUGCCGCAAUAACUGUGAAUGCGACCUGCGGCCAAAACGGCGCCGAGGAAUACUGUAAAUUAGUCGAUGCAUAUCCGCAUCGCAAGUGGGCCACGCAAUGUGGCACCUGCAAUGCCCACAGCUCUGACCGGGCCAAGCAGCGACCCAUCGAGUCGCUUAUUUCACCCGGCUCCAGCUUCGAGGAGAGCUGGUGGCAAUCACCAACACUGCAGGGUGGCCGGCAGUAUGAGUAUGUGACCAUCACAUUGGAUCUGAAACAGACCUACCAAAUAUUCUUCAUUAUGCUGAAGUCGGCCAACUCGCCGCGUCCCGCUUCCUGGAUACUCGAGAAAUCCCUCAAUGGCAUUAACUAUGAACCAUGGCAGUACUUUGGCUUGAGCGAUGCAGACUGCAAGCGUCGCUAUAAUCUCCCUGGCCAGAAUGGAAAGUAUAUGUUCCAAAACGACACCGAAGUCAUCUGCACAACCCAGUUCUCGAAGGCAUUGCCUUUGGAGAAUGGCGAACUACACGUCUCCCUAAUGAAGAAUAGACCUGGAGCCAUGGCCCAAACACCUGAGUUGAUGCAGUUCAUCACGGCGCGUUUCAUGCGCAUCCGACUGCAGGGCAUGCAUUCAACAGCGAAUCUGGACAACAGCGUCGAUUGGGUGCUCGACUCCCAAUCGAUGGAGAAGCGCAGCUUCUACAGUCUGAAGCAGUUGCGAGUUAGCGCUCGACUAGAUUGCAAUGGAAAUGCGGAUCGCACCCAGGAAGUAAUGGGCAGCCAGUUGCUACAGUGCAGUUGUCAGAACAACGCCUGUGGCAUGCAGUGCGAACAGUGUUGUCCACUUUAUCAGGACCGCGUUUAUCGUCCUGGUGCCGAGUGCGAGAUUUGCGAAUGUCAUGGCCAUGCUCUCAGCUGCAGCUACGAUUCGUUUUUGGAACGUGGUAUUUGUGAGAACUGCGCCAAUAAUACGGCGGGCAACGAGUGCGAAUUCUGUGCCGGAGGCUUCUACAGAGCGGCAGAUGCAGCACCAACUGAACCGUGCUUGCCCUGCUCUUGCAAUCCACAACGUUCGACAGGCAUCUGUGCUCCGGUCGGAGGCGCCUGUCAUUGCCUGGAAGGCUUUCAGGGUCCCCACUGCGAGGAGUGUGCGCCCAAUCACUACGGCGACGAUUGUCGACGCUGCGAAUGCGAUGAACGUGGCACAAUGGAGGGAAGCGCCUGUGCGGGCAGUUGUCAGUGCAAGGCAAAUGUCCAGGGCGAAACAUGCGCCGAGUGUGCCACAGGCUACUAUGAUUUGGAUGAACACAAUCCAGAUGGCUGCAGUCGCUGCUGGUGCUCACAGGUCUCUGAGACUUGCCACAGUGCCAAGCUGCAAACUCUGGCCUUUGAGACACUAAACGAUUGGAGGUUGACCGACAUCCAGCGGCAACAGUCGAUUGCUGUGACCGUGGAUGCGGAGCAAAUGCGUCUGAUCUUUGGCAAUGAAUUGGAUGAAGUUGAGGCGAUCUACUGGCAGGCACCAGUGGGUUACCUUGGCAAUCGUCUGACCAGCUACGGUGCUAGGCUGCAGUUACAACUCUCCUGGGUGGUGAUGCGAGGCGAUACCUCGGGCAAACCAACAACAGGACCCAAUGUCAUACUGUGUGGCAAGAAUGGACUCAAGAUCGCUUAUGCAGAUGAAUCCUUUGAGAGUUUGGAGGUGGCUCUCAAUGUAACUCUCACGGAACACGGAUGGUAUCAUGUGCCGCCCGCUGUGAAGGACAUCAAGACACGACUUCGACGCACAGAGGGAGGUGCUUAUCAUGGGGAGCCCGUGACGAGAUCACAGUUUCUAUCCGUGAUGGUCUCACUGGAUGCAAUGCUUAUACGCGCUGCCUAUCACACAGAUCAGGUGGAAACUUCGCUGGAGCGUGCUGUCAUCUAUUCGGGAGGCUUAGAACUCGGAGCUAAGGCCACUACACAGGUGGAGCAAUGUAUUUGCCCGGCCGGCUACACUGGACUCUCCUGUGAGGGCUGCGCCUUUGGCUACAAACGCAUCUACGAGAACUCCACGGAUCAUCAGCUACUGGCAAAGUGCAUUCCCUGUCCCUGCAAUGGACACUCCAAUUCGUGUGAUCUGCAGAGCGGCAACUGUGGCGAUUGCAUGCACAACACUUUCGGAGAGCGCUGCGAGCGUUGCCAGCUCGGUUUCUAUGGCAACCCAUUGCAAGGCACGCCACACGAUUGCAAGCGAUGCGCCUGCCCCCUCUCAGAGGAGUCCAAUAACUUCUCACCCAGCUGCCAGCUGAAAAGCUACAACUACAUGGAUCUAAAUCCACAGUUUGAGCUGAUUGAGCAUGCCGAAUACAUUUGCACCCAGUGCCCCGAGGGCUAUACGGGUGACCAUUGCCAAGUAUGCGAUGAUGGCUACUACGGCAAUCCCAUGCAACUGGGCAGCAGCUGUCAGCGCUGCAAUUGCGAGGGCGGACCCUGCAACGUCACCACCGGUGCCUGCAUCACAUGCCAGGGAAACACCGAAGGUUGGCACUGCGAGCGCUGCAAACUGGGCCACUGGGGUGAUCCCGCUGUCGGCUGUGAGCCCUGCCAUUGCUAUGGGGAGGGCUCAGAGAGCGAGCUCUGCGACAGCACAGAUGGUCAGUGUCUGUGCCGGCCAAGAUUCGCUGGCCAGAAAUGUGAUCAAUGCGAAACCGGUUUUGCCCAUGUCGAGUUGCAAUGUGUGCCCUGUAAUUGCGAUACACUUGGCGCAGCUGUCUUGGACAGUUGCAAUGCCAGCACUGGACAGUGCGAGUGUAAGCUGGGUGUAAUGGGUGUCAAGUGCCAGGAAUGCGAAGAUGGUUACUUUGGCAUGAAUGUGAAUGUCGAGCGACAAGAGGAUUUGGCUGCGCUGCGUGAGGCAGAAAACGAUGCUGAUUGGGAGUUGGUUCCAGAGGAUGAUGACCAGAUGGAUGCCGUGGCCUGUGAGGACUGUCAAUGCAGUCCGGUUGGAUCGCUAUCGACCGCUUGCGAUAAGCGCUCCGGGCAGUGUUCGUGUCUACUGAAUGUGGCCGGUCGUCGCUGUGAAAAGUGCAGGGCGGGACACUGGAAUCUUACACAAGGUGUCGGUUGUUACGAUUGUCAAUGUGAUCCACACGGAUCACGCAGUCGUGAGUGCAAUCCGUGGACUGGUCAAUGCGAUUGCAAAAUCGGAGUCGGAGGAAGGCAUUGCAAUGAGUGCACCGAGGGCUUCUUCGGCUUCAGCACAGAUGGCUGUCAACGCUGUGCAGCUUGUGCGGCCGAGGGCCAGGUGUGUGAUCCCCUCAACGGACGCUGCAUUUGUCCCAAAUUCACUCGCGGCCUGGGCUGUGCUCAAUGUGUGCCUGGCACCUGGGGCUGGCAGGCGCGACUCGGUUGCCGGGAGUGUGAGUGCGAUCACAUUGGCUCCAUUGGCCAGCAUUGUGCUGCCGUCGGUGGACAGUGUCAAUGUCGCGAGGGAUACGCCGGACGCACCUGUAACAGCUGCGCCGUCGGUUACUUUGGCUAUCCGGAAUGUCGACGCUGUGGCUGCGAUACUGCUGGUUCGUUUAUGCGCUCCGAUGGCCUCAUUGCCUGUGAUUCCAACGGACAAUGUCCCUGCAAAUCGCUGGUGGUGGGACUCAAGUGCGACACCUGCAUGCAGAGCACCUUUGGCCUCUCAGCUCUCAAUCCGGAGGGCUGCACCCACUGUUUCUGCUUUGGCCGUGCCUCUGAGUGUGAGCAGAGUGAUCUAUCCUGGGGUCACAUACGCAUGUCAGAGGCACGCAAUCUCAGCGUGCAACAAUUGCGACCGCAGCACGUGCCCAGCAGCGAGUUCGAGUACAUUGUGGUCAUCCAGAUGGCAGGCAGCGUCUCCUAUCGCGAGGAUGCGGAAAUACAGCGCAUGAAUGACCUCAGCCUCGUGCCACGAUCCACCGGCAAUGUUUCCAUCGGCGCCUACACCCAGUUCUAUCAGCCACUGUACUUCCAGCUGCCACCGCAGUUCUACGGCGAUCGCACCGCCAGCUACGGCGGCAAUUUGUAUUUCUCGCUGCUCACCGAUGGCGCCCAUACGCCGCUGGAGCGCAAGGUGUUGGCGCAAUAUCCGUUGGUGCAGCUGCAUGCACAUGCCAAGCUCGUGCUGGACUUUUACGAGAACGAGGAGUUCGAGUACUCGCUGAAUGUGACACAUCGUGUGCCGUUGCACGAAUCGUAUUGGAAGUAUCAUCAUAAUAGUCGGGCAGUGGAUCGCGGCACUCUGAUGGCGGCACUGCAGAAUGUGCGACACAUUUUCCUACGUGCCUUUGCCUUUGCAGAGUUCCAGCAAGUUGUGUUACACAAUGUACACAUGGAUGCUGCCAUAUUCGUGCAGGGCUCCACUAAUCUCAUAGCUAAGGGUGUGGAGCGCUGUAAGUGUCCCAAACGUUUCGACGGCCUCUCCUGCCAGGAUCCCGGCAAUUCAUAUUAUCGCUGGCGCAAUACGAGCGAUGUAGAAAGUGUUUUCAUCGAGGAUCUAAUUGGACGUGCUGCACCCUGCCAUUGCAAUGGACGCAGCAACGAGUGCGACCGCGAAACCGGCGUGUGCAAGAACUGCCGCGGGAACACUGGUGGCGCCCAUUGUCAACAGUGCGCAGAUGGCUUCUAUGGUGAUCCGAACUCUCGUCACGGCUGCCAAGCAUGUCCCUGCCCCGAAACCAAUCGCAACUUUGCACGUGGUUGCAACGUGUGGGAGGGCGAGGUGAGCUGCAUCUGCAAGCCCGGCUACACAGGACGACUGUGCGAACGCUGUCAGGAGGGCUUCUUUGGCAAUCCGAUGCUGUAUCCGAACAGCAGCUGUCAGGAGUGCGGCUGCCACCCAGAUGGUAUCAGAGCCGAGGGCUGCGAUGCGGAGACGGGUCAAUGCUAUUGCCGCGAUGGCGUCGCAGGUCUCAAGUGCAACAAGUGUCUGGCAGAGCGACAUCAUCUCGUCGAGAACGGUUGCAGAGUCUGCGAUAACUGCACCUUGCUGUUACUGGAUUACGUGGAGCUAGUGGGGCACAAGUUGCGUCGUGGACUGCACAACAUGGAUUUAACGGGCAUUCCCGCACCUUAUCAAAUGCUCUCCGAGUAUGAGCGUGCCUAUGACAAGUGGCAUGCCCGGCAACAGAACUACAUUCAGGCUCGGCAGCUGCUCCUUGGCUACGACAACGGAGCACUCAUCAAACUGGAUGCCCAUGCCGAGAAUGGCAAGUUCCAGUCGCGCAAAGCUCUGGCCACCAUUGGGAAGCGGCAGCAUGCGCUCAACUCCAUGCAGGAAGCCGCACUGUUGGUGCAACAUGAUGUGGCUACGUUGCGUACCGAGAUUAAGCACACUCUGCACAAUCUACACAACUAUGGCCAAGGAGCUCAACAUCUGAGUUUGCCCACGGCACUGAAGCAGGCACGUUUCUAUCUGCAGGCCAUUCAACAGCAUCAUCAGCUAGUCCAGGAUAUUCGAGGCAGCAAUGAAUGUACAUGGCAACAGUUCUAUGCCACGGGCAAUGCUUCGGAUGCGGCAUUUGAUCAACAGGCGCGCCUCGAAAUGCUUUGGCGGGAUCUCAAUCAGACCAACUAUCGUGUGGCAGACAUGCGACUGCACAUCGAUCGCACCCAAGAGGCAGAGUCGGAGGCCGAGGAUGUGCUCGAGCAUGUGCGCAACUUGAGUGGCCAUGUUGGUGAACAGUACCAGCAAAUCGAUGAUCUCACCGAGCGCAUUGGCAAGCACUUAAAUCAGAGUGUUGUGCACCGUGGCGAGGACAUGCUGAACAGAGCCAUGUUGCAACAAUAUCAGUUGCAGGAGCAGCGUCAUCAUCUGGUUACCACAACUGUGCAACUAAACCAAACACUCGACGACCAGCUAGAGCCACAACGUGAGGUGCGCAAGCAUUGGCUACCAAAGGCGGAGAGACACGCAACUCGCCUGCUCGAGCGCUCCAAUGAGUAUGCGAGAAAAUUUCAACCCACGAGGAAUGGAGCUCGCAUCGCCAUGCUGGCCAGUUCCGCGCAUAGCAAUAUUUCGCAGGCCAUUGAGGAUGCUCGUCAGGCUUCACAGCUCGCCAAGGAGCGCGUUUAUGAGGCACAACACACGCUCUAUCCCAGCGAUGGCAGCUCCAUGAUUGAACGUGCCAAGCACUCGUUGCACAGCUCCAAGCAGCUGCAACGCGAGGCACUGCAGCAGAUGCAACAGUCCACAAUGCUCAAGGACAAGCUGCAGCAGCAAGAGCAACAGGUGGAGGGCGUUAAGCGCAUCAUCUACGAGACGGGACAGCGCAGCAAUAACAUUACCAGCCAUCUGCAGUUAUUGACCAACAAUUCGGCGCGUCGACUGGCCGAGGAGAGCAUGGAGCUUGCCCAGCGCACCAGCGAUCAAAUGAAUGCUGAACUUCACUCGGCUCGGGAAAUGCAACGUUCCUUACAACAUAUGCGCAAAUCAUUUGCAAUGCUGGAGCCCGACUGGGAGAUCAAGCUGGGUAUGGCCGAGGAGAACAUUUCACUGACCAAGACGAAUCUGCGACUGGCGAAUGUGACGCUUAGCUACAUUGAGCAGCAGGCAGAGAAGGAGAAUCAGGUUUUUGAUACCUGGAACAACAGCAUGUCCCAACAGCUGCAACAGCUAAAGGAUAAGAUUGCCAAGGCGCGUCAUGCAGCUGAGGCGAUCGACGUCUCCUUGGAGUCCUUGGGACCAAAGUGUAGCCGCACCUACCUGCCAACCUCCUAUGGCCUAAGCACUUCGAAUUCCCUGCGUUUGAGCUUUGCACUGUCAAACCAUAUGGGCAACUCACCGCUGUUGCAUGUGGAGGGCAGCGAAGGACGGCACAUCACAUUGGAAUUGUACAAGCGACGAGUGCGUCUCGUUUGGAAUCUGGGCGGAAGCACGGCAACCAUUACGCAUCCACUUGAAGUGCAGACGCGCGAUCCCAAAUUCGAUGAUGCCUGGUAUCAAGUGGAAGCGAAUCGUACUCUGAAUCUAGGCAGUUUGUUGGUGCGGCGUAUGAAUAACUAUGGCGCCUUGACGCCAGCGUCACCUGUGACGGGGUCGACCGAUGCGGAGCACACGAGAUUCUCGCAAAGUCACAAUGAGCGCAUUUUGCUGGGCGGCUAUGCCACCAAAGAACUGACGCCGGGUCUCAAUGUGGUAGUGCAUCAGGUGGAGGUGGACAACAAGCCAUUGGGACUGUGGAACUUUUUGCGCAGCGAAGGUCGUUGCGGUGGUGCCAUGAUUGGUGCGAAAGAAUCUUCGGCAUCGUCGGUGGCGCGUCACUUCAAUGGCUUGGGCUAUGCCCAGGUGAUGAAGACGCGACCGCGUCCCUAUCGCAAGAAUCUCUUUGCGCUGCAGAUGACCUUCCGCACGCUGGACGAGAAUGCGUUGCUCUUCCUGGCGGUUGAUGACAAGAACAACCGCUCGGUUUCUGUGACAUUGAGCCGGGGACGCAUUAUGUUCCGCAUCGACUAUGGCGACGAGUCCAAGCUGGAAAUCAACACCACCAAGAAGUAUAACACUGGUCAAUGGAUCAAAAUGGAGGCAGCUCGAGAAUUCUCCGCGAGACGCAGUACUGAGAAUGGCAUGCUGCGUGUGAACAACGAUCGCGCCAUCUCUGGAGCACCCACAUUGCCAGUGAAGAGUUAUAUGUUACCUGAUCUGUCCAAAGCUGUGUAUUACUUGGGCGGCGUGCCACCAGGCUUUACUUCCGGCACCACUAAAGCUCCCGGCGCAGAUAAUCCCUUCCUUGGCUGCAUGAUGGAUGUGCAGGUGAACGGGGAGACUUACGAUCCGCUGGAGAGUUCCACUUAUUUUGGUGUGGAGGCCUCCUGCAAAGACAUGAUUACCAAAGCUGGCUUCUCUGGCAAUGGGUAUUUGGAGCUGCCGUCGCAAUCGCUAAGAAAACGUGCCAAUACAGGCCUUGUUUUCCGCACAUUACAGCCGGAUUGUCUGCUACUGUUAGCCGCAUAUCCGCCAGAAGUGCUGGCAGACUACGAUGCCAAGGAUAUCAAGGGCAACUACUCAAUGAGCUUGAUCGAUGGUCAGCUACAUGUGUGGGUCAACUCUGGUCGCAGCUUCGUGAAAUUGUCCUCAAACUCAAGUCAAUUGAAUGACGGCGAAUUGCAUGUGAUUAAUCUCAUUAAGACUGGACGCAGACUAGAGCUGAUGGUGGAUGAUGAGCAGCAAGAUGUGCGUACCUUAACUGGCUCACCGUCACUGGUCAGCUUACCCCAAGAUGCAGGUGGUCUCUACAUUGGAGGAGCACCGCCACAUGAGAGCUACACGCCGUUGGCGCCCACAUUUAUCAAGCUUGAGGGUGCUGUUCGGGAUGUGGUUUUCAAUAAUCGCACUAUUAACUUUAAUGAUGCCUUGACCUUUGCCAAUGUUCAAAUCGGACGCAAUGGUCCAGUGAUGGGCAGUCUUAAGGGCGGCAUCUACGAUGUGCUUCUCAAGACGGAGCCGAUGAUUGGCAAGAGUUUCACAGCUUCGCCGGAAGGCUGCAAGCGGAUCGGCAGCUACUCAUACGAACCAAAUGCUUUCAAAUUCGGCGAUGAGAAAUACAGUUAUUCCCAGCUGAAGCUACCGGAACGUCACUUCUGGCAACGCAACUUUCACAUGACCUUCGACUUCCGCUCCUUUUACCCGAAUGGCAUGCUCUACUUGUCGCCGGGCAGCAAGGAGAAGCACAAGCAUUAUGUUGCGCUGUUGCUUAAGGACGGUCAGCUGGUGUUAAUCGUGCGUGGACGACGACGUGAGGAGCUACAGCUGACGGCUAAACUGAAUGAUGGCGAAUGGCAUCAUGUGACGAUUAGCUGUCAUGAUCGCAAGGUCACCAUGAGCGUGGAGAUUGGACGAACGGAUCAAAAGACUUCAGCUCAAAUGAAGGUGCCCAAGAAAAUUGGCGCAGCGCAGCUUCUGCUGGUCGGCGGUGUUCCUCAGGCACCAGGGAAGGUGCUUUCGGAGCUCUACAUGCGCCUAGAGCCAUUCAGGGGAUGCCUACGGCGCUUCAGCAUUAAUAAUGCAACACAGGACCUGGCUCGUCCGGGCAAACAUUCGAAUGUGGGACAAUGUUUUCCCACCGUGGAGAGGGGUAGCUAUUUCCCAGGCGAUGCCUAUGCCAUAUAUACGAAAAACUUUCAUGUGGCAAAAUAUUUAGAACUGGAAAUGGAGUUUCGCACUUCCGAAUUAUCCGGCAUCUUACUAAGCGUAUCCGAGCCAAGUGGUUCACCGGCACUUUCCAUGGAGAUUAGCAUGGGCAAUAUUAUCUUCUCUUGCGAUCUGGGAGAUGGUGUGCACUUCCGUGUGGAGUCAACGCUGCCUGGAAAGUAUGCUCUGUGCGACAACAAAUGGCAUAAUAUAUCAGCUCUCUAUGAUGGCGAGCAACUUGCUUUGCGAAUCGAUCAGUUGCCUGCGACAAUCAGCAUGUCAAAUCAACGCAAUGCUGGCAAAGUGCAAACACGUUCGCCUCUCUACAUCGGAGGAUUGCCAGAUACUGCACCCAGCGGUUGUUUGUUGACGCGAGACAACUUCAAGGGCUGCAUUCGCAAUGUCUCCAUACGCAAUGAGAGACGUGACUGGAUCGAAAUGGAUGAUCUGCACAAUGUUCUGCUUAGCGAGUGUCUCGUAUCCAGCGAUGAUAACUGAUGAAGAUCCUGGUUCCUGUGUUGAUGCCACACCGAAACUUUUUCCAAAUGUAUUGUGAUCAAUUAUUGAGUUUUAUAUAGCCAUAGACUUAGAGAACGUCCAGUUAGCAUAUCACUGCCAUAUAAGUACCAUAAUAUUAAUCUAUCUAGCUAUACGUUUCAACUGGAAAAGAAGAAAUUAUCAUUGCCAGUGACUGCAUUUCUUAUGACCAACCAAUCCUAAUUUAUUUUUUUCUUUUCAUUAUUUAUUUUGUUUUCAAGAGGCUUUAUGUUUGCAAUUUGAAUUUAUUUUGAUUUCAUUUGAAAAUAUCAACAUGAAUGCAUUAUUUCGAAUCUCCUCCCGUUUGUACAGAAUUUAUUUAUACAUAAAAUAAAUUAUAUAUUUUAUAAUAUUAGUAAUUUCAUAAUUUCAUUUGUACAUAAAAACGAGCCAUUUAGUAUGUAGAUU